AUGGAAAGAAUCCUUCGACAAUUAGAAGCAAUGGAUGAGAACAUAGAAGAUUCUAGUAUUGAAACAACCAUGGAUCUUAGAAAAGAUCUAUCAAUUACAAAACAGAAGAGGAAGAUCGGACUCAAAAACCGUUGGGAUAACGAAUAUCCAAAUUAUUCAACACUCAAACAACAAAUUGAUUGUCUGAAAAGAAUGCUUGCACUAACUGUCUUCGGACAGGAAAUGCAACAAGCAAUUGUAACUGAAGGAAACGUUUAUGUUUCUACUGCAAAGGCCAACAUAAUACGGCUUUGUGCUAUACGAGAUAUGAUAGCUCACUCAAAAUUAAAGAACUUAUGGAGAAAAAGUAACACUUGGGAUGAAGCUAUAAGUAAAGAAGACAAGGAAACACAACGAUUCGUAAUACAUCAUUUUGGAAAAAAUGCAACUCUACGUCUAACGUAG
Molecule: messenger RNA, 444 nt
Organism: Acanthocheilonema viteae
Lineage: Eukaryota; Metazoa; Nematoda; Chromadorea; Rhabditida; Onchocercidae
Source: the annotation of a GenBank genome assembly